Magallana angulata is the source of this 1814-nucleotide messenger RNA. Its product is annotated as ficolin-1-like. The transcript is spliced from 6 exons. The record is from RefSeq and is a predicted model, not a curated record. The coding region runs from base 66 to 1085 and encodes 339 amino acids. NCBI's taxonomy places the organism in Eukaryota, Metazoa, Mollusca, Bivalvia, Ostreida, Ostreidae.
ACACACAUAGAAAAAACAUUAAACAUUGGUGCACUGAGAUGAAAGACGUAUCUUAAUUCUUGGUUAUGAAUGCCGCAGUUCGGACCUCUUUUUUGUUUUGUCUCUUUCUUGUGACGGUCUUUGGACAGGAACAGUUUCAUGGCUUUUUUAAAUUUAUUGGUUAUAUAAACAGUCCAGAAACGUCCUUUGUAAACGAUCAAAGUAAUAAUGAAUCGAGGAGUGAAUGUUCAUCCCAGUGUUUACAAGAAGACAAAUGUUAUUUUUUCGACAUAUGUAAGAAUGGUAGUUCGACAUCAUGUUUCUUCUAUGACAACAACGUACCCAACCCUCCUGGUGUUGAUAAUGGAGCAUGCAGACGUUAUGAAUUGAAACAAACGUGUGAUAUUGAAUACACUUCUCCCUGCCGAUGCCCAACCAAUAUGGGAGAUGAACGCUGCAACCACAAAUAUGAUUGUAGUGGAACUUUGGUUGACAGGAAUACGCCUUCGUACAAAUUUCAUAAAACAUUUCCAAACAGCGUAGUAAAGGAGAUGUGGUGCGAGAUGGAAAUAGACAACGGGGGUUGGAUAGUUUUCCAGCGCCGUGUAGAUAUGAAUACAAAUUUCUACAGGGGAUGGACUGAAUACGAGAAUGGGUUUGGAGAUCUAGCCAACAAUUUCUAUAUGGGAAAUUACUAUCUUCACGAAAUUGUAAAAUCUGGAGAUUACGAGCUUAGAGUUGACUUGGAGGAUCAGGCUGGAGAAUGGGCGUAUGCCGCCUACACGGACUUUAUGAUUGGAGGACCCUCCACAUCCUUUAUAUUAAAUGUAUCGGGAUUCUACGGAAACGCAAGUGACAGUCUUGACCAUCAAAACGGAAUGAAGUUCACUACCUACGACAGAGACAACGAUGAAAAAGAUGGGUCAAAUUGUGCUGUUUCCUUCAAGGGCGCGUGGUGGCACAGAGGCUGUCACUUCAGUAACCUGAAUGGUCAAUAUGGAAUUGAUUCUGCACGUGGUAUCAUUUGGUACCACUGGCGUGGCUAUGCUCAUUCUUUAGUUAGAGCUCAGAUGAUGGUGAGAAGGAAAAUUAAACACCAGUACUAAUUUUAGUUUCAAAGUCCCGAACAAUAAACUAAUUAAGCAUAUUGGAAUGAAAGUUAUACAUCUAAUUCAAACUGAAAUAAAUCUAAAAAAGAUAACGUGCAUAUCGAUUUGAGAAAAAUUUAGUCAAAGCAAGUUGUAUUUAUUCUUUAAUAUUAAUUCAUUUCAAACGAAUGUCUUGGAAGUUUCUACAUUGUAUGUUUUUUUCUUUUAACAAUUUCUGUCUUAAAGACUUCUUGUAUCUUCUUUUCAACUUGACAUCUUAAAUACAAAAGCAAUAUUCAUUAACAUGAAAAAUUAAAAUUAAUGCGUUGAAAAAAUAUAAUGGAUUAUACUGUUUGCGUGAAAAGCAUAUCCAUUAUCAUGUUUGGUAACUGAAUUGCACCACCAAGGACACCUUUCAUCGAUUUAUCGUUUCAACCUUUAUAUUCCUUAAAUAAUACAUGUCUUGUGACUUGUUCUUAUCUAUAUUGAUAUAUUUUACAUGGUAAUUUUUCCGUGUAGAAUUCAUGUUAUCCCGCCAAAGUUUUUAGGAAUAUUUUUGUAUAUGUAAUCGAUGUCACGAUAAUUUGACAGUAGAUUCAUUUGUUCACUUUCUUAGCAUUUUCCAACUUUCAUCAUUUUUUUUCAUCUUGAAAAUUUAUUUACCCGACCAUGCCUUUUUAGCAAUAAGUUCAUUAACUUAAUUAAAUAUGCCCUAUUUAUUAUAAUGUACGUUUCAGAACAGUGUAA